Cyprinus carpio (common carp) is the source of this 1794-nucleotide messenger RNA. RefSeq names its product chemerin-like receptor 2. Lineage: Eukaryota; Metazoa; Chordata; Actinopteri; Cypriniformes; Cyprinidae. Gene Ontology annotation, biological process: positive regulation of cytosolic calcium ion concentration; phospholipase C-activating G protein-coupled receptor signaling pathway; inflammatory response. Gene Ontology annotation, cellular component: plasma membrane. The record is from RefSeq and is a predicted model, not a curated record. Gene Ontology annotation, molecular function: complement receptor activity; G protein-coupled receptor activity.
CACAGUCACUUCUUUGUAACAUCAGCUCCUCAUUUAUCCGCUCUGGCGACUGCGUGAAGAGAAGACUCCACCGCACGACUGUUACUAUAUGACAGUUUACACGGCUUUACAACUUCCAACAAAUGGAGGAAACAUUUGCAUAAACUUUUGGGGUUUGACCUACUCUAACGAACAACAUCCUCGACAACAAACAACGUGUGGAGCAAUAACAGGGAAACACCCAUCAGGAUAUCACAAAUCUUUUUGUGAAUUCGACAAAGGAAUUCUUAAAGAGGAGUUGAAGUCUCUGAGCAGGACACUGUCAGAAUGAUGACCCAAGAAGACGGGGACUAUGUAAACGACACUUAUGAAUACAUGGAUUAUGGAUAUCUAGAGGAUACCAAGGCUGGAGGCUACACUCAGAAGGAAGCUCUUCACAUCAUAUCAGUGAUUAUCUACAGCCUGGCGUUUACUCUGGGUGUAAUUGGAAAUGGCAUGGUCAUCUGGGUGACCGCCUUCAAAAGCAAACGGACUGUGAACAGCAUUUGGCUGCAGAAUCUGGCCAUCGCCGACUUUGUGUUUGUUCUUUUCCUGCCAUUCUCCAUUGAUUACGUGCUGCGAGACUUUCACUGGCUCUUUGGGAAGACAAUGUGCAAGCUGAACUCGUUUGUGUGCACCAUGAACAUGUAUGCCAGUGUGCUGUUUCUGACCGUCCUGAGUUUGGAUCGCUACAUCUCACUGGUCCACCUGAGCUGGUCGGAAAGGUACCGAAAUGUCCGGAGGGCCUGGUGGGUGUGUGCGCUGAUUUGGAUCACGUCCUGCUGUCUAAGCUGUCCGGCCUUGAUAUUCCGUGACGUAAUCCAGCAUAACGAGAAGGUUGUGUGUUUUAAUAACUUUCACGAUGAGAGCAGGCACAUGAUAGUGGUGAGGCACAUUGCGAUGGUGUCUCUGCGCACCAUCGUGGGCUUUCUGCUUCCGUUUGCAACCAUCACCGUUAGUGGCAUGCUGCUGGCUAUUAAGAUGCGUCAGUCCGACUCGGUACGUUUGACCAGCUUUUCCAGAACCGUCUCUGCUGUGAUUCUUGCUUUCUUCCUAUGUUGGGCGCCGUUUCACACGUUCAGCCUGAUAGAGCUGAGCAUGCAUCACACCACUUACCUGCAAUCCGUGCUCACCGUGGGCUUCCCACUCGCCACCAGCCUGGCCUUCUUCAACAGCUGCGUCAACCCGAUCCUGUACGUACUGCUAACCAAGAAGGUGCGUAAACUGGUGAGGAGGUCAUGUUUGAACUUCACCAAGAGCUCGCUGAGGGAGCUCAGUCAGUCUGUGUCUGCGACUGAGUUAGACUCAGCACUGCCCAGCUUCUCUCCUGAAGAAACCACGGCCAACUCCUCCGUCUGAUGAGCUCAGCGAUCACCUCAAACGCACAUGAACUCAAUAAACUUUAAGCUUUUUUUUUUUUUUUAAAUAAAACAUCUAGAGCUCCAACUGGACUAAAAAAAAAUAUAUUUUGACAAACUGGUUGGGAAAUACUGGCUUUUAUCCCUUAUAAAGCACAUUCCAGUAAAUAUGUAUUUAAUGUAUAAUCUAUUUUGUAUGUCGUGCAAUUAAAAAAAAUCUAAAAAUCAUAUAUAGUUUCACCUGUAAUCAUAUGAAAGUAAAUAAUAUACUUUUCACUUUAAAGUAUUUCUGAUGAGUAGUAGUGAGGAAUGAUAUUUCAGCUCUGUUUGAAAGGACUUUGUUAAAAAAAAAUGUAUUUUACGUAUUAUUGUGUGUUUCAAUCAAUAAACUUGCUAAUGCUAAUGUCUUAGAAUUAAA